Messenger RNA from Wasmannia auropunctata (little fire ant), 360 nucleotides. Its product is annotated as elongation of very long chain fatty acids protein 1-like. The coding region runs from base 15 to 302 and encodes 95 amino acids. Gene Ontology annotation, molecular function: fatty acid elongase activity. Gene Ontology annotation, cellular component: membrane. The record is from RefSeq and is a predicted model, not a curated record. NCBI's taxonomy places the organism in Eukaryota, Metazoa, Arthropoda, Insecta, Hymenoptera, Formicidae. The transcript has 2 exons.
UUCAUGGUUCCCUCAUGAUUUUCAUAUUGCUCAAUUGUUCUGUACAUGUUAUAAUGUAUUCUUAUUAUUUUCUGAGCACUUUUCCCAAUUUACAACGAAGACUUGUACCAUUCAAGAAGUGGAUUACUAGAAUACAAAUGGGACAUAUUCUAUUCCUGACGGUAAUCAGUUUGGAAAGUUUCAAUCCUAGCUGCGAUAAGAGUGCGAAAUACUUUGGUGCCAUGUCAUUUCUUAAUUGCACGAUAAACUUGUUAUUUUUUUUCAAUUUUUAUACUUCUUAUAAGAAAUCGAAAACAGCCUGAUUACGAAAGUACAAUUUUGUUGAAUGAGCACUGCUGCUGUCGGCUCAACAAGAUUCAU